ACCACUUUCUCCUGUAAUUAAUCUACCUCAUCCAAAUUACCAUACGCUCUGUUUACACCCUUCAAGAGUUAACAAAACGGACAACAGCAAGAAGGAAAGCUCUGACAAUGGGAUGGAGAAACAGGGUGAAGGAGAGGCCCCGAGGCCAGGCCCAGCCAACGUACCAAACGAUCUAGAGAAAGCAGGGGAGUCUAUAGGCCGAUGCUACGAUGAGGGAGUCUGCCCCUACGACGAGAGCAUAGGGAAGGUCGUGGAAGAUAACAAGGGAAGACGCUUUGUAGUAAAUGAGGUGGUUCACAAAGUGAAGGAACAAUGGCUUAAGGAAAGGUCAGUCAUAGUGACCUUCCAGGGAAAAGCCAGAAACCUGUCACAGGCGGUAAAGGAGGACUUAAUCRGAGCAUACGAGGACGGAUGGACUGCAAAGRAGUUGUUUCAGCUGGAAGUGAGAAGGGGCAGAGUGAAGUUUGAGAGCCAGAAUGUCGCCUCCUAUGUGGCUAAGUCCAAGGACAUAGCCACAUGGUUGAUUCAGCAGAAGGAACUCAAAAUCAAGCUGGAGGACAAGAACGAGUACGCAGUUACCUUCAAACCAAGACUUUCAAAGAAGGAAAUGCAGGAUCUGAGGAUGSAGGAGGCAGAAUCGAAAUUUUGGAUCAUGGCACUAAGAGUGCCACUAGACGCUUACUACUUCUUGAGAAGUGCAGUGAUAGCGCUGUUCGGAGAAGACCUCUCAAUGUAUCCACCGGAGUAUGACAAGGACSRCCCCAAACUUAUGAACGUGAAAUUUGACAUGCCGCCGGAGUCUCGCCCAAGGAUCGACGACAGUCUGGUAAUCCAAUCUCCAKAAGGAGAACGGUGGACAGUAGACAUCGUAACACCUUACACAGACUGGUGUCGCCGCUGCCGAUGGUACUACCAUACUGAAGAAAACUGCMCAAGACAUAGGCAAGCAGAGGAGGGAAAACGAGGCAAUGGUGAAAGGAGGGGAGGACACAGUGAGAGGUACCGACAGCAAGUGGAAGGCCAGGAGCGUCCGUCCCAAGGGGAACCACACAGAGCGGGAGGGAGACAAGUUGUAGAAUCGACAACCGAUGUCAGACACCCUGAGCCCUCAGGGGCAAACGGACAAAGAGAGCGGACUACACAUGCAUCUCAAGAUGCAACUCGAGGGCAGAGGGGUCAAGUGCCAUACAUGCCUGGCCAAAGGCUUGAGGAAGAGCGGAGAGCAGUGAACUCAGAGGGACGGUACUACUCGAGGCAAGCGGAAGGACCAAGGCAGGAAAUGCAGGCAGACGGGACAGGUGGCCUAAGCAAUCAAGAGGAAGAAUCGAAUCACAAAAUGCAGAGAUGGGGAGACAUGCAGGACCACUCACUGCUACCUCCAUGGAGGCCGAGGGAGGGAUGGCCGAUGAACAAUGAUUUGAACCCUGGCAUGCCUACAGGGUUUUUCGGGGUCAUCGGAGAGAGACCGCCAUACCACAACCAAACACACGUGCAGUGGCAAGACCCAUACSCAAACCAACAGGAUGUCGGAUGGGGAGGAAGAUUUCYGCUCUACAGUUCAGAACCACACCAGACGAGGCAGUUCCAGGUCGAGCACCCUAUACCAGGGUACCCAUCGGAAGCCUAUGACUGGAGAAACUUUGCCUCGCAGGCUGCGGGCAGAGGAAUGACCUGGUCCAACUCUGCAAGACGAGAAGAAACAGAAGGUUCCAACAGACGGACUMAGAGAGGAAGUAACCGAUGGGACAUAGGGAGAGAAGGUAGYUGGAGGAACAAAGGGAACACAAAACAACCGUGGCGCGGUAAUGCUGUGGCCGAGGGCCCAGGGAUCAGAGAAGAAGAAGGGAGCCACAAGCAAUGGGGCGAUGCAGGAUAUCCAAGAAAAGCAGAAAGAACGCAGGGAGACCUCCCAAGGACCCCAGAGUCCUCUCAAUCGAAAGUACGGUGGGGAAGUGAAUGCUACGCUGAGGACCAUGGCGAUGACAAAUCAGAAAAGUCUUCCUCGAUGGACAACUCAGCAGCCGCAGGCCUCAGAAUGCAGGGAGGUCGAGAUGAGGAUAGCAGGAGAGUAAUAGACAAGGGCAGGCGUGCCGAAGCAUUGGGAAGGAACCAGAUGGAAGCGGUGAAAAGAUGCCUAGUACCGAUCCUCUGCACAAGAUUGGAGGAAGGGACCUUCUUCCUGGCUCUGACAAGUAACGAGGGGGUACCGCAGAUCCCAUCCUCGGUGGUGGACAGGUCCCCUACUCCGGCAAUGAUCAUUGAGACAGUGAGGAGACUGUAUGGGACACAUGUCCCAGUUUGUCUCAUCCCUCGAUCGUCAAUGGCAAGCGUAAUAGUGGAAACAGUUCAAGGCUACAACAAGCCGUAUUUCCCGUUACUGGACGCCUGGAUACCCCCUGAAGCAAUAGAAGCGUUGAACCAGACAGGAGUGAGGCGUUUUCACAUGGACCUACUCAGGGAAAGAAACAUGCAAGAGCUCAAAGGGAUACAAGUGCUGCCAGGGGUAUCUGCAUUAGUGCUCGUCAAUGCAAAUGAGAAAUUAGUGGAGGAGGAAAACUUCCACUCAUCAUUCUUAACCAAAACUCUGAUUGAGGACUGGCGGUCCUCCUCAAGAGUCAGCUCAUCUAGAGGAAGCUCCGGGCAGCAGUCGAGAGAAUUAGGGAGAAUAGGGCACCUGUCCCAUUCUCAACGAAGAACGCAGUUGACCACACUGCAAAUCCAAAAACAGGCGGAGACAGUAGAGGAGAAUGAAUAAAAUUAAAAUUGCAAUGUGGAAUAUGCAGGGGCUCGGGGAUAUGAACGGGAGGAUGAAAAAGAGAAGAUUGAAGUCUUGGGUGCACGAGCAGAGGGUGAACUAUGUGAUGCUGCAGGAAUCGAAGUUAAACGAAG
Molecule: messenger RNA, 2889 nt
Organism: Chara braunii
Lineage: Eukaryota; Viridiplantae; Streptophyta; Charophyceae; Charales; Characeae
Source: the annotation of a GenBank genome assembly